Molecule: messenger RNA, 2660 nt
Organism: Cherax quadricarinatus
Lineage: Eukaryota; Metazoa; Arthropoda; Malacostraca; Decapoda; Parastacidae
Gene: rngo
Product: DNA damage inducible 1 homolog rngo
Biological process (GO): proteolysis
Molecular function (GO): aspartic-type endopeptidase activity; protein binding
Source: RefSeq, a predicted model, not a curated record
GUGUGUGUGUGUGUGUGUGUGUGUGUGAGUGUGUGUGUGUUGGAAGGUCGACUUACAUGAUGUAAACAAACAAGAGAGAAAGAGAUAGGUCACCUGCUGUUACUGUCAUCAUCAUCAUCAUCAUUAUCAUCAUCACCUGCAGAGAUGCGUAUCUCAGUCAACACUGAGAAUGAUAUUAUACCCCUGGAGGUGGCUGAGGACCUGGAGCUGGAGAACUUUAAGGCUCUCUGUGAGAUGGAGGUCGGAAUCCCUGUUGGAGAAAUGGUGGUAGUGUUUAAUGCACAACCUCUCACAGACAAUAAAAAGAGUCUAAAAGAUUAUGGCGUGAAAGACGGAGAACUCAUCAUGAUCAUUCGAAGCAGUACCUUGUUCAGAAGGGCAGCAGAGCAUAUGCAGCAAAGGCGACAAGAGCGAUCAGUUCCUUCAGCUCAAGAUACGGAGAGGAGAGGUGAUGAAGAAAUUGGCCAGAUUGACUUCAGUGGGAUUCAACUGCCAGGCACCCGUCGAAGCAGCUCAUCCUCGGCAUCUGUAGGUCAGACCCCAUCAAAUAAUAGUCAUGGCCAGGUGGCAGGUCAGGAGGGUGAGGAAGAAGAGCUGGGUGAUGAUGGGGACUUGGGCCUGGGUAGCACAGCAGGUCAAGAUGACCCGGCAGUGAUAAGAGACAUGCUGUUGGCCAACCCAGAGCAACUGGCACUUCUGCGCCACAACAAUCCAAAAUUAGCUGAGGCCCUCACCAGUGGUGACUUAGAAAAAUUUGCAUCUGUGCUCCGGGAGCAACAAGAAAUCCGACGAGAUCGAGAACAGCAAAGAAUCAGGCUGUUGACUGCAGAUCCUUUUGACAUGGAAGCUCAGCGUCUCAUUGCUAAUGAGAUUCAGCAGGAGAAUAUCAAUGCCAAUAUGGAAGCAGCCAUGGAAUACAACCCUGAAAGUUUUGGCACUGUGCACAUGCUUUAUAUAAACUGUAAAGUCAAUGGUCAUGAUGUGAAGGCUUUUAUUGACUCAGGCGCACAGACAACCAUCAUGUCACAGGCAUGUGCCGAGAGAUGCAACAUAAUGCGUCUGGUGGACACUCGGUGGGCAGGCAUUGCCAAGGGUGUUGGCACACAGAAAAUUAUAGGACGUGUUCAUAUGGGCCAAAUACAGAUCGAAAGAGAUUUUCUGGCAUCGUCCUUCAGUAUACUUGAAGAACAGCCAAUGGAUAUGCUUCUGGGACUUGAUAUGCUAAAGAGGCACCAAAUGUGCAUUGACCUAAAGAACAAUAAACUUCACAUUGGUACUACUGGAACAGCAACAACUUUCUUGAGUGAAAGUGAACUACCUGACUGUGCUCGCCUCACACCACUCAGUGAAGAGGAAGCCCGGCGGCAGUCUGAGAGAGCAGCCAAGGAAUCGGAAGACCGUGCUUUGGCUGAAGCAUUAGCAGCAAGUGCAAGAGAAGGUGCUGUUGCUGGUCCUUCAACUUCAGGGACAUCACAUCAGCUUACGUCUUCCAAUUCAUCUGCAGCAUCGGCUCCGUCCAAGGCUGUGGCUGCAUCUGCUUCCUCACCAGUAGAUGGCACAUCAGAGCAAGAUCAUUUUUCAGAAUCUGAUGUACAGGAAAUUAUACAAAUAGGAUUUACUAGAUCACAAGCUAUUGAAGAAUUGAGACGGCAAAAUGGCAAUAAGACCCAAGCAAUUGCUGCUCUUUUUGCUAAGUCAUUUAAAAUGUAGUCUUACAUUAUCCUAGGACCCUCUUGCAUAAUUAGUAAUAUUAAAUAAUUUAAAAGUUACGAAGAUAGCGUGAUUCAUUAUGCAUAUUUAUACAGUAUGUCUUUUUUUUCUUAUUUAUGCAGUUGCUAUUCUUAAAGUAUGCAGCACCUAGUCCAUGAUGCAGACUUCCUCAAGCAUCUUUUUUAUUACUUAUUACAGUUUAUGAGUACUGUAAUGCUAUAAUGGUUGCUACUGAUCCUUUCUUGUUGGUCAUGAGAUUAUGUGAAGCAGGUAUAUUGCUCUCACUUCAUUAUAUGUUAAGGAGAGUGAGUUUUUUCUUUGUACAUUUAUACUGUUUGCUUGUCUCCAUGCUCAAGAUGAAUAUUCAUAAAUUUAGUUAGCUUUUAUACACUGCUUUUCUUUAUACCUUAGAUAAUUUCAGCAUUUUUAAUGUCACCUAUUAAUAAGAAGUUUGCAUUUUUACAUACAUUUUAUUGUUAAUUUAAUAUAAUGUAUUUUACUUUAUAAUUUAAAUCACAUCACAAAAUCAUUAGUCUCAUUAUUCCUCACUGGAGGUAUCUAGAUACCAAUGAAGGGCUCUUGAUCCUAGGAGGUGAAACUAUUCUCACCUUGGAUUGAUUGUGAUUGCCUUUCAUUCACCAUGCACUGUAUGACCCCUACAGGUUUAGCACUUCCUCCCCUGAUUAAAAUAAUAAUUAGUCUCAAUAAAUAUGCAAGUAGACUUACUAAAUUUUCACGACUAUAUUUUUGCAAGUUAAUAUUAAGAGGUUUAAUUUAGUUAUAAAUUUUUUAUGACUGAUGGGUAAAACAAGUUAUAGAUAUUUGUAUUAUGUUUUGAUGACAUAUGUAUGUGAGGCUGAUGAAUGAUAUUUGCUGUAGUGAUAUAAAAUCACAGACACACUACAAGUAUUGUAAAUAUGAGUUUUGUUAAUAUAAGUCAGAUAUUCUGA